CUCAUUUCACGUCUUGUCAACACGUCCAGCAGUUCCACGUCUUAUUAGUAAGACGCGAGGUACCCCCACUACCAGGAAAAAUCGCCAGUUUCACCUCCCGCACCAGGACCGCCCGCCCUCAGAUCCAUCUCAUCGUGUUUACGUUUGCUCCGAUCCAGUAAGCACGCGCCGCCACCACCGCGAUUUUUUGCUCAGCGUGUAUGCACGCCAUGCAUUCUGAAUUUGCGCCGGACGCGUCAGCCCUAUAUAAACCUCCACUUCCCCCCAAUUCUGCUUUCUUCGUACACCUUCUUUUCUUAUCCUCCAUGUACGUUUUAAAGAGAGACGGACGCAAGGAGCCCGUGCGGUUCGACAAGAUCACCGCCAGAGUCCAGAGAUUAUGCUACGGCUUGGACUCCAACCACGUCGAUGCCGUGGCCAUCACCCAAAGAGUGAUCUCUGGUGUCUACCAGGGCGUCAACACCAUCGAGUUGGACAACUUGGCUGCCGAGACCGCCGCCUACAUGACCACCAUCCACCCUGACUACGCCAUUUUGGCUGCCAGAAUCGCAGUCUCCAACUUGCACAAGCAAACCACCAAAGUGUACUCGGAGUUGUCCAAGGAACUCUACGACUACGUCAACCCAAAGACUGGGUUGCACUCGCCUAUGAUCUCGCGUGAGACCUACGACAUCAUCCUUAAGCACUCGGACGAGUUGAACUCGGCGAUUGUUUUCGACCGUGACUUCAACUACAACUACUUCGGGUUCAAGACGUUGGAGAGAUCCUACUUGUUGAGAAUCAACGGCAAGGUGGCCGAAAGACCCCAGCACUUGAUCAUGAGAGUGGCUAUCGGUAUUCACGGUGAGGAUAUCGAGCGUGUCAUCGAAACCUACAAUUUGAUGUCCCAGAGAUACUUCACCCACGGUUCUCCUACCUUGUUCAACGCUGGUACCCCAUUGCCCCAGAUGUCCUCGUGCUUCUUGGUUGCCAUGAAGGACGACUCCAUCGACGGUAUCUACGACACCUUGAAGACAUGUGCAUUGAUCUCCAAGAGCGCUGGUGGUAUCGGAUUGCACAUCCACAACAUCCGUUCCACCGGUGCCUACAUUGCUGGUACCAACGGUACUUCCAACGGAAUCAUCCCAAUGGUGCGUGUUUUCAACAACACCGCUCGUUACGUCGACCAAGGUGGAAACAAGAGACCAGGUGCCUUUGCCUUAUACUUGGAGCCAUGGCACGCAGACAUCUUCGAUUUCAUUGACAUCAGAAAGAACCACGGUAAGGAAGAGAACAGAGCCAGAGACUUGUUCCCUGCUUUGUGGAUCCCUGACUUGUUCAUGAAGAGAGUCGAAGCUAACGGCGACUGGACCUUGUUCUCCCCCAACGAGGCCCCAGGCUUGGCUGACUGCUACGGGGACGAGUUUGUCCAGUUGUACGAAAAGUACGAGCGUGAAAACCGUGGUAGAAGCACCAUCAAGGCCCAGAAGCUCUGGUACGCCAUUUUGGAAGCCCAAACCGAAACCGGUACUCCAUUCAUGUUGUACAAGGAUGCCUGUAACGAAAAGACCAACCAGAAGAACUUGGGUAUCAUCAAGUCCUCCAACUUGUGUACUGAGAUUGUCGAGUACUCUGCUCCAGACGAAGUUGCUGUUUGUAACUUGGCUUCGAUUGCUCUUCCCUCUUUCGUGGAAAAGGACAACAACUCGGUAUGGUACAACUUCGAAAAGUUGCACGAAGUCACCAAGGUGGUUACCCGUAACUUGAACAGAAUCAUCGACCGUAACUACUACCCAGUUCCAGAAGCUAGAAACUCUAACAUGAGAAACAGACCCAUUGCCUUGGGUGUUCAGGGUUUGGCCGACUCGUUCAUGGCCUUGAGAUUACCAUUUGACUCGCAAGAAGCCAGAGAAUUGAACAUUCAAAUCUUUGAAACCAUGUACCACGCUGCUGUCGAAGCGUCCGUUGAAUUGGCCGAGGUCGAGGGUCCUUACCAAACCUACGAGGGUUCUCCAGCUUCCAAGGGUUUGUUGCAAUUCGACUUGUGGAACAGAAAGCCCACCGAAUUGUGGGACUGGGAUACUUUGAAGCAGAAGUUGGCUAAGCACGGUAUCAGAAACUCCUUGUUGGUUGCUCCUAUGCCAACUGCUUCUACCUCGCAAAUCUUGGGUAACAACGAAUGUUUCGAACCAUACACCUCUAACAUCUACUCCAGAAGAGUUUUGGCCGGUGAGUUCCAAAUCGUCAACCCAUACUUGUUGCGUGACUUGGUCGACUUGGGCAUCUGGAAUGAUGCUAUGAAGAACAACAUCAUCGCUAACAAUGGUUCCGUUCAAGGAUUGGCCAACAUUCCUGACGAAAUCAAGGCUUUGUACAAGACCGUGUGGGAAAUCUCCCAAAAGCACAUCAUUGAUAUGGCUGCCGACAGAGCUGCUUUCAUUGAUCAAUCACAAUCCUUAAAUAUCCACAUCAAGGAUCCAACAAUGGGUAAGUUGACCUCCAUGCACUUCUACGGUUGGAAGAAGGGGUUGAAGACCGGUAUGUACUACUUGAGAACUCAAGCUGCUGCUGCUGCCAUUCAAUUCACUGUUGAUCAAAACUCAGCAAACACUGCAGGUAACACCGUUGCUUCUCUUGAUAAGUUGAACCAAAGAAAGUAUCUUGCCAGAUCUGCUGCCACCCCAGAGGCUGAUGCCACCUUCUCUUCCACUCGCUCUGGAUCCACCGAGCCAACCUCGUUGGAGAACUCGGUAGCUGACUUGAAGCUCGAAGAAAAGCCAGCCAAGGCUGAAGAAGGUGAGAAGGAGAUGACUGAUGAAGAGCUUGCUCAGCUCGAGCAAGAUAUCUACAGUUCCAAGGUCAUAGCUUGUGCUAUUGACAAUCCUGAGUCUUGUACCAUGUGUUCUGGUUAAACAUGGAUGUAAUAUAGUUUGUUUUUGGGUAAUAUAAGUUAAUCGAGUA
Suhomyces tanzawaensis NRRL Y-17324 is the source of this 2940-nucleotide messenger RNA. It is a transcript of the gene RNR1, whose product is annotated as ribonucleotide-diphosphate reductase subunit. The record is from RefSeq and is a predicted model, not a curated record. NCBI's taxonomy places the organism in Eukaryota, Fungi, Ascomycota, Pichiomycetes, Serinales, Debaryomycetaceae. The transcript has a single exon. The coding region runs from base 306 to 2891 and encodes 861 amino acids. Gene Ontology annotation, molecular function: ATP binding; ribonucleoside-diphosphate reductase activity, thioredoxin disulfide as acceptor. Gene Ontology annotation, biological process: deoxyribonucleotide biosynthetic process; DNA replication. Gene Ontology annotation, cellular component: ribonucleoside-diphosphate reductase complex.